CGGCUCCGCCGUAGCUUGCUAGAGUCAUGGACGCCUGGGAUCCCGACCCCAGCCAAGGACCCUUCCGCCCGGGAGAACCCAGGGAUCCAGCCUCUAUUGGGCACAGCUCCUCAAGAGCCGGUGCCUGGCCCCCUGAGGGUAGUGUUGGGGACUCUGGAGUAUCGAGGGAUAUGUCAGAGGCUUUCACUGUUGCCCAGGUACAGAUCCGAAAGCAGAAUGCUAUCACAGAGAGAGAAAGAAGGAAACGAAUCUCUGUAAGCUGUGAACGCCUUCGGAUCCUGCUGCCCAAAUUUGAAGGUCGUCGAGAGGACAUGGCCUCCAUCCUGGAGAUGGCUGUGCAAUAUCUAAAGCUUGCUCGAACCCUUGUGCCCACAGAAGAACAGAGCACUAUUCUUGCUCCCUCAGAGGAGGUAUGUCAGAAGUGGCAGAAGAAUGUGUUGAUUCCAAAUACCAGAAAGCAGAUUUCAGAGAUGAGAGCCUUUGAUACAGCUAGACAAAGGAGAUCCCCAGGCUGCCCGGCCACUCCUGUGGAAAAUAGCAAACCAGCACCGAUGUUGGAAGAGCCUGUGGAUAAUACUGUGGAAGAUACAUGUUCUGUCUUUGAAAAAGGUCUUUCAGAUCCAGCCCAACUGCCUCCAGAUCCGAGCCUCUCUGACACUCCUGCACGUUCCUGUGGAAGGACCCCUUCUCUGCCUUGGCCUUCCCUCUUGCCACCAACCUUGCCUCUAGAGACCUCAGGAGUGGGGAAAUGGCCAAGUGUGGUAGGAAUCUGUCCUGGGGAAGCCAUGUCUCAAGCACAGCUACUGAGGAAUACACAUGAGCCGUCUGAUGUCCUGAUGAUACCCCCUUUGGAUACCAGGUCGGUGUCAGAAUCUGAAGUAGAAGAUGAAAUGCCUUUCCUGCUGGGUGCUCACACUGACCAAUGGCUUGGAGAGCAAGGGUCCCAGGAUGUCAAAGGCAGUGAAACCCAAACCUGUUCUAUGACAAUCCCACUCAUGGUGGAUGCCAAGACUAGUUCCCAAGAUGGGCUUCUCUCCAAAUCAGACCUGGAGUUCCUUCCUGAACCCGAGUUCUGCCUCCCAGAGACUCAGAGGAUCCUCCUGGACCAUUUGGAAUUUGAUUCAACCUCUGUGGCCCUAACUCCUCAGGAAGAAGUGGACAGUAUAUUUCCUUAUCUCUUUCCCUAGGAGUAAUGAGCUAUGUAAUUCCUAAGCGUUGAAGGAAUCACUGCUA
Messenger RNA from Trichosurus vulpecula (common brushtail), 1233 nucleotides. RefSeq names its product spermatogenesis and oogenesis specific basic helix-loop-helix 1 (gene SOHLH1). Lineage: Eukaryota; Metazoa; Chordata; Mammalia; Diprotodontia; Phalangeridae. Gene Ontology annotation, biological process: regulation of DNA-templated transcription; spermatogenesis. The transcript is spliced from 8 exons. Gene Ontology annotation, molecular function: RNA polymerase II cis-regulatory region sequence-specific DNA binding; DNA-binding transcription factor activity, RNA polymerase II-specific; protein dimerization activity. The record is from RefSeq and is a predicted model, not a curated record. The coding region runs from base 27 to 1187 and encodes 386 amino acids. Gene Ontology annotation, cellular component: nucleus.